AAGCAAAUCGAGGAUUGUCUGGGCUCCUCAAAGGCCUCCAGCAAUGCUUGUUACAACUGUCUUCGCCGGCAGUGCUCUGCUCGGAGCAUGCUCCCACUGGGCAUUUUUUGUACGUGGGGAGUGGGAGGCAAAGCUACCAGGGCUCGUGCUUGUGGGAGCACUGCUAGAGGCCACAGUGGCCCUGUAUUUGGUGCGGUGGUCCGGUGCUUGGACGCUGGAGUUUGGGCUAUCACUGGCUGCUGUGAACAUUGGUUAUAUGGGCGGACUCAUGAGCUCCAUCGCUAUUUAUCGGCUUUGCUUCCACAGGCUUCGUGCAUUCCCUGGCCCAGUACCGGCGCGGUUGAGUGUGAUCUGGUCAACAUACAAGACUGUUCCGCACUUCCAAUUCUAUCGGGUCGUGCAGCAACUGCACAAGAAACACGGCGACUUUGUUCGAAUCAGACCUCGCGAGAUCUCUAUUUGCAAUGCGGACGCUGUCAACGAGAUCCACGCGUCGGGUAGCCCGUUUAUCAAGGGUCCGUUUUACGAUGUGACUGCACCGUCUCGGUCUCUCUUGACGAUCCGUUACAAGGGCGAGCAUUCCCAGAGACGGCGGCUCUGGGCUAGAGCUUUUACCUCCAAUGCUCUUGGAGAAUACGAGCCACGUGUAACGGAACAUUGCAUGGAUCUAGUCCGCCAGCUGUUAGCAAGAUCAGGCCAGCCGGUUGACGUCCCCCGCUGGAUCAGUUAUUUUGGAUACGACGUGAUGGGGGACCUGGUGUUUGGCAAGCCGUUCGACAUGAUUAAGACUGCCGGCGAUCACUUUAUCUUCGAGCAUUUUGAAAACCAGCAGGUUGCCACCGGCUUACUACUGACCAUUCCGUGGCUAUUCAUCCUAUUCCUGCGAUUACGCGGAGUUGGCCAGGUACAGUCGAGUUGGAUCGGCUGGUGCGCUGAGCAAAUGGAGAAGCGCCGCAAGGCCGACCGAUCUCGCAAGGACCUCUUCUCCUUCAUACUGGGCGAGGCGGCCGGGACAUCCAAGGUGGCAGCACAGCUAUCCGAGAGCGACCUAGUGUUAGAGUCGGAGCUGGCCAUUAUCGGAGGCAGUAAUACGACUGCAACCAGCGUCACGGCGAUGCUGUUUCUCCUCGCACGCCAUCCAGAGAAGCUACAUCGCUUACAGCAGGAGCUUGAUCAGCUGUUCGCCCCGGGCGAGGAGGUGUCACACCGGCGCCUGGCCACCGACGCUCCUUUUCUGAACGGGUGCAUCAACGAGACCCUCCGCUUAUACCCAGUUGUGCCUGGUGGGCUCCAGAGAGUUACACCUCCAGAGGGCGCCAGCAUUGCGGGCCACUGGAUCCCCGGUGACACGGUGAUUUCAACUCCUACAUUCGGCUUGCAUCGAGAUUCUCGAUACUUUGCGCAGCCUGAGAGCUUUAUUCCCGAGCGGUGGUCGUCGCAGCCCUCCCUUGUCCGCAACAAAGACGCGUUUAAUCCUUUCCUCAUUGGGACUUAUUCCUGUAUCGGGAAGAACCUGGCGUAUCUCGAGAUGAGGCUGCUGGGGUACUACCUGGUCCGCAAAUUGAGUUUUUCUUUCCCGCCAGGCGACAGUGAUGGGGUUGAUCCUAUUUGGCUCCUUGAUCAGCCUGGGGGAUUCUCCGAUUACCUUUCUGCAAGCGCCGCCCCGUUCAAUUUGGUGUUUACACCGCGAGAUGGAGAGCAUACAACUGACAGCGCGCCCGCCGAUAUGGCAGGACUUGCCCUUUGAGAAGACGCACCUCGACGCCGGUCGGACUAGGAGAUUUGGGAAUAAAAUUGCGUUGAGCUGGUCCUUGUAGUUAACAUAAUUAAUGUUCGCGUUAUUAUCCCUAUCAGUAUGUGAAUCCCUGCAUGUCUGAUGUAAUCAGCGCACCUGGAAAAUCAGCAGUGACAGUCCG
Molecule: messenger RNA, 1916 nt
Organism: Aspergillus versicolor CBS 583.65
Lineage: Eukaryota; Fungi; Ascomycota; Eurotiomycetes; Eurotiales; Aspergillaceae
Product: cytochrome P450
Exons: 5
Coding region: 44-1747 (567 amino acids)
Molecular function (GO): oxidoreductase activity, acting on paired donors, with incorporation or reduction of molecular oxygen; monooxygenase activity; heme binding
Source: RefSeq, a predicted model, not a curated record